Molecule: messenger RNA, 2310 nt
Organism: Ipomoea triloba (trilobed morning glory)
Lineage: Eukaryota; Viridiplantae; Streptophyta; Magnoliopsida; Solanales; Convolvulaceae
Product: receptor protein kinase CLAVATA1-like
Exons: 2
Coding region: 3-2186 (727 amino acids)
Biological process (GO): protein phosphorylation
Molecular function (GO): receptor serine/threonine kinase binding; ATP binding; protein kinase activity
Source: RefSeq, a predicted model, not a curated record
AAAUGCUGCAUCCUCAUCAUCAUGCCUUGAUGUUGUUCAUCAUCCUCCUUUUCUCCUUCCUAAAUUAUUCACAAUCUUUAACCACUCAUGGUGAUGAUGAAAGGGGAAUUUUACUUAGCCUAAAACAACAGUAUUGGGGAAAUCCAUCUUCACUUGAGCAGUGGAACUCCACUUCCUCCCCAUGUGACUGGCCUUAUAUUUCAUGCAACUUCAAUCGAAGUGUCACUGGGAUAUCUCUCUCCCGAAUGAACAUCCGAGGAUCAUUCUCGGCCUCAACUAUUAUAUGUCAGCUCAACAACCUUAAUUCAAUCAAUUUCAGUUCCAAUAGUCUCUGGGGAACUAUACCAGCUAACCUCUCCAGCUGCUCAAAGCUUGAAACCUUGGAUCUAUCCACAAAUUAUUUGACAGGAAAAAUAGCAGGUGAGUUGUUUUCUUUGAAAAUGCUGCGCAGUUUAAAUCUUCAACACAACAUGUUUUCCGGUGAGAUAUCGACACCCAUGGUGGCUUAUAGCUUGGAGUCUCUUGAUCUUUCGUAUAACCUAUUGAAUGGAUCAAUACCAAAAGAUAUAGGAAACUUUUACAACCUUAGCUACUUAAAUUUGUCCAUGAAUUCUUUGAGUGGUCCAAUACCUGCUACAUUGUUGCAGUUGCAUCAACUGUCUUAUCUUUCACUUGCCUCUAACAAUUUGACUGGUGAAAUUCCUGCUAGAUUAUUUGACUUACUUAGUCUGAGUAGCAUAGAUCUUUCUCAUAAUCAUCUGAGUGGAAGUAUUCCAAGAGGCUUUGGAGAACUACAGCAAUUGCAGAAUAUUGAUGUAUCAUAUAACAAAUUUUCCGGAGACAUAUGCGAAACUGUUAGCCAUAUGUGGGAUGCGAGACUAACCCUUAGGAUCUGCAAGAACCACUUUUCUGGGAGAAUACCUUAUGAGCUAGUAAAGCUAAAAUUUGUGGAAAGAUGCUUUGAUGAUGUGAAUUUAUGUUCAGACCAACAGCUGUUUUCUGAACAAAUUGAUAUGGAACUCCCAAUAUGCCCUUCCCAACGCUUUUCAGAUUAUACAAUUCCACUGCACAUAAACUGCACAAGUUCCAAUGAGCUUAGUAAAUCAGAGAAAACCCAACCUUUGAAACCAAAUCAUACGAUGAUUGUAACUUGUGUCGUGAUUGCAGCGGCAGCAGUACUCAUCAUUGGGAUAGUAAUUCUGUUGCUUGCGUUCAGACAUGCAGGGGAAAGGAGAAAGCAAAAUGAUGGAGAAGAAUGGAGUAUAGUUCCAUUUCAAAGGUUGGAAUUUAACAAAUGGGAAAUUUUGGGUGGUUUGACAGAUGAAAAUUUGAUUGGAAAUGGAGGGUCAGGAAAAGUAUAUAGAGUGAUCACCAAGAAAGGCCAAAGAGUUGCUGUUAAAAGUAUAAGGCAUGAACAAAAGCAAGGGCAUGGAUUAAUGGAGAAACAAUUCCUAGCAGAGGUUAAGAUCCUCGGGAGAAUUUGGCACAACAACAUAGUGAAAUUGUUAUGCUGCAUCAGAGGAAAGACAACAAAGCUUGUUGUGUACGAAUACAUGGACAAACAGUGUCUUCAUAAAUGGUUGCAUGGAAAGAAGAAAGGCUUAACUACACAAGUCUUGCACUGGGAGACAAGGCUAAAAUUUGCCAUUGGAGCUGCACAAGGCCUCUGCUAUAUGCAUCACGAUUGCAGUCCACCAAUUGUUCAUCGAGAUAUCAAGUCUAGUAACAUAUUGGUGGACUCUAACUUCAAUGUCAAGAUUGCAGACUUUGGACUGGCAAAGAUGUUGGCGAGUGAAGGAGAUCCAGAAACAGCAUCUGCUGUUGUAGGAACCUUUGGUUACAUUGACCCCGAAUACGGCAGUACAAGAAAAGUGGAUGCGAAGAGCGACAUCUACAGCUUUGGCGUAGUACUCUUGGAAUUGACAACUGGAAGAGAAGCCGUGACUGGAAAUGAGGAUAUGAACCUGGCACAAUGGGCACACAAACACCAAAGAGAAGGAAACUCAGCGGCAGAUGCCCUCGACGAGGAGAUCAAGGACCCACGUUAUAUGGAGGCAAUGAUCACCGUUUUCAAAUCAGGCCUUGCGUGCACUUUGAGUUCCUCAUCAAGCAGGCCGUCGAUGAAAGAUAUUUCACAGAUUCUUCAAAGAUGCAGCGAAAACAAUCAUAUGUCCUCAGAGAGCUAAUAGACAAUAUAAUAUUUCCACUUUACUUUAGAAUGGAUUUGUCCCAUUACAAAUUCUUAGCAAUGGUUUGUUUAAAGUGACUAUUGUACUCACAGUGCAAUUAUGAAGGAUCCAUCAUAAUUCA